Molecule: messenger RNA, 2718 nt
Organism: Chionomys nivalis (European snow vole)
Lineage: Eukaryota; Metazoa; Chordata; Mammalia; Rodentia; Cricetidae
Gene: Bend6
Product: BEN domain containing 6
Exons: 8
Coding region: 362-1201 (279 amino acids)
Biological process (GO): positive regulation of neuron differentiation; negative regulation of Notch signaling pathway
Cellular component (GO): nucleus
Molecular function (GO): DNA binding; transcription corepressor activity
Source: RefSeq, a predicted model, not a curated record
CUCCCGCAGGCCGGCUCGGUGCGCGCGCGCACGGCCCGCCAGGCCACGCGCCAGGCGGCGGUGCGCGGGACCCCCGGGCUUCGCCUUUGCAGCCUCGGUGGACCGACUGCUGGAGGCCGGCGUCAGGGGGCGCCAAGGAGCCGGGGGGGACCCGGGCUCCCGCCUCCCUGCGCCCGCCCGGAGGCUGGGUCUCGGAGGAUGCAGCAGGAUGGACAGCUCGCCCAGAAAGGCCCAGCACGGGAUACUGAGAGCCGGGGCUGCAAAUCCAGGAGAAGCGUUAGCUGCAUGCAGAAGAGCAGCACCUACAUGGGAGUCUCUGCCUUUGACGGUUUCAGAAAGCUUUCGCUGACUUACUGAGAAGAUGCAGAAGAUCUUGCAGACAGAUGAAAUUACCGAUAACCAAGUUCUUAGGAAAAGAAAGAGGAAACGGACAGAGACAGCGAACUCAGAGAAUGCAAAUAGUGCCAUGGAUAAAGCACAGAGAGACCCAUAUUCAGGAAAUGCCUUCCUGCCUGGCGAGAGCUCCAGUGAUGACGAAACCCCCUUAGCAGAACUGUCCAAGGAGGAACUUUGUACCAAAAUCAAAAACCUGAAGGAGAAACUAACGAACAUCCGGAAGGAGAACAGUCGGCUUCGACAGUCUUUGGUCAUGCUACAAGUGUUACCGCAGGCAGUCACCCAGUUUGAAGAACUGGUUGCGGUGGCAGAGACCCUGCUUAAGGGUGGGGGAGUGGCUUCCACACCUGCAUCUACUCUCUGGAGAUCAACCAACAACUCCUCCCCAGACUCCUUUGCCUCUCUAUGCAGUAAUUCCAACUCUAGUUCCAGCUCCCCAAGUUCCCUGAAGGCUGAGGAGGAGCAGCCUCCUGGUGAGAAGCAGUUCAAGAUUGAAAACUGGCAGAUUGCACGUUGUAAUAAGAGCAAGCCUCAGAAAUUUAUUAAUGAUUUAAUGCAAGUUCUUUACACAACUGAAUACAUGGCCACACACAGUCUGACUGGGGCAAAAUCCUCUACUUCAAGAGACAAAGUUGUAAAGCCAGCUAUGAAUCAGAAUGAAGUUCAAGAAAUCAUAGGAAUAACGAAGCAGGUAUUUCCCAGCGCAGAUGACAUUUCCAUCAGAAGGAUGAUAGGACAGAAACUCAAUAACUGCACCAAGAAGCCGAAUGUGGGCAAAACUCUUAACUCUCAGGAUAUUAAGUAGCCCUAAUGGUAUCUUAAAAUAAAGCAUGUUUGGUUUUACGUCAACCAUUGGAUUUUGCUGGAGAAUCUGAGACACAUCAGAGACCGGCUGUAUGGCGUCUGUAGAACCCAUGGCCUUUCUGGUGGAGCAAGACUGGCCGAAGAAGCUGCAUGCAGAGUCCAUACUAAUUGCUAGCGAUGCAUCAAUCCAGAGAAUGUCUGUCAAACACGCAUGCGAUAUGGUUUCCUUGGAAAUACGCAUUUCUCGCAGCCCCAAAUACUUCCCUGUACAACUAACGUAAGAUAAUAUAAGCUCUUAUCGUAGCAACAAAAGCAUCUACCCUCCAAAUCGGUCAACGUCCUCCACAAACAGCGUGCAUUACUACCAUCGGUGAUUCCCCAUGAUGCUGUUUGUUUGCGUUUUUGAUGUAGCAAGCGUGUUGAGUGGAAAUACAAUUGAAAUAAUACGUUUACAAAUACAAAAGGAGCAACAUGAGCCUAAGCGAUGAUAACCGCAUCUAACCAAGUGGUGAUGAUGUAACAUUAAGGUGAAUAGGAUUAUGGGGAAAAAAAAAACAAAAACGUAAAAAUCUUUUCAAUAUUAAGUUGUCCAAACACAAUCCUAAAAGCCCCAAAUCCCAUUUUUGUUUGUUAAAAUGAUGAACUGAAUUUUAUAAUAGACUCUUAGUCUGUGAAGCAGACAUACCUCCCAAUAUUCAUUGUCCAAAGUGUACUAGUUACAGAUUGUAAUGUUAAACAACAAUAUUACCUAAAGUAUACUUAGGGCAUAGCAUCAUGUUUGAUCAGCUGUGAUGCUAAACUGCUUAAUUUUAACAUGUUUAUUUCCACUCUAACAGAAGGGAAGUGAAUUGGAAAAAAAUACUGCUUUAAUAAUGGCACAGGAAAAAAUGUCAUUUUGUAAAUCAACAAAAGAUAAAAUAUUCUUCAGAGACUUUUCACUUCAUGGCAGAUCACCUAUCUACUCUGCAAUAUGAAACUAUAUUUUUUUCCUCCCUCCCUCUCUCUUUCUCUCACUUUCUUCUUUUCUUUCUUUUUCUUACUUUUUUUUUCCAAAGCAGGGUUUCUCUGUGUAGGUCUGGCUAUCCUGGAACAAACUGUAGAUCAGGAUGGCCUUGAAUUCAUGGAUCUGCCUGCCUCUGCCUCCCAAAAUCUGGGAUUGAUGGUGUGUGCCACCAUGCCCGGUGAGACUCUGCUUCUUGAGUGUGUAAAGUGAUGUUGGAGCUUGGAGAGGGGACCCCUAAAGUGCAGCGCACCCAGGAAGUACUCGGUAAAGGGUGCUUGAUAACCGUACAGUCAUACAGAACAGUUAUUCUCAAUUAAAUAAAUUAUGCAACAUUUGCUACUUUUAAUUAAAUAAAGUUUAACUCCAUUGAAAACCAUUGCACUUUUUAUUGUUCUUUUUGUUUCAUAAUGCAUUAUAUUCAGGGCAAACAAAUUUUACUCUUUUAACCUCUUUUAGCCCUCAGAGUAUAAGUUGUCUGAUGCAAUGCUCUGAAUAAAGUUGGCUAUUGCAUGAGA